This is a messenger RNA of Penicillium psychrosexuale, 1401 nucleotides long. RefSeq names its product camp independent regulatory protein. NCBI's taxonomy places the organism in Eukaryota, Fungi, Ascomycota, Eurotiomycetes, Eurotiales, Aspergillaceae. The record is from RefSeq and is a predicted model, not a curated record. The coding region runs from base 1 to 1401 and encodes 466 amino acids. The transcript is spliced from 2 exons. Gene Ontology annotation, molecular function: DNA binding.
AUGGUGAACGGGACCGCCGCCGUGUUGGAGCCCACAUUCACCGGGUAUGUCGCAACCACGCAGGACGCCCUAAUCCUUUUCGAGGCAUGCUUGACCGGUGUCUUGCAUCAUGUCCCGCGCCGCCCUCACGACCGGGAACGGAGCCAUCUGGUGCGCAGCGGGAGCGUCUUCAUCUAUGAGGAGAAUGCCUCGGGGAUCAAGCGCUGGACCGAUGGAGUCACCUGGAGCCCGAGUCGCAUUCUGGGAAACUUCCUAGUCUACCCCGUUUCCCCCGGGGAGAAGAAGCGCGCCAUGAAGAAGGCCACUCGACGACCAGUGCCCGCCGGCCGGCCGGGCGAACCGUAUCCGCGACAUGAUAGCAGCCAGGGCUAUUCUCCGACAUCGCCCAACUCUGCGCCUUUUUCGGACCGUUCGUCCCAUCAAUCGGAGCUCGAACGGGCAUUGGUGGGGUCUCUAGUUGAUUCGUACGGCUUCAAGGACUCGGGGUUAGUCAAAAAGACGAUGAGCGUGACAGUCUCCGGCGUGACCCACCAUUUGGUCUCAUACUACAGUGUGGAGGACGUGAUGCGCGGUAUCCUUAACCCACCUUCCAUGGUGGAUUCCCUACGUUUUAUCCGACCCCGCACCGAACUCACCCAGAAACAAAGCUUCCGUUCCCCGAUCGACGAGCUCGAGGCCAACGCCGUGGAGAGCCAGGAGCCCUCCCACGCCGCGCUAUACGGAUAUCGCCCGCAGAUGAUGGCCCCACCCGCUUACGCUAUGCCCACCCCUUCAAACGACUUCUAUAUGCACCCUAGCCCGUAUGCCGCGACACAUCCCCCGCAGCAAGGCCCGAUUCAGGGAUAUUCCAUGGGCGCGCCGAUGGCAAGCCCAUCCGCGCCAAAUCCGUACCUGCCAAACCCAGGACAAUCCGCCAUUCCCCCAAAGCAGGAAGAUUAUCACUCCUUCCGGCCCUACGGCGGCAGCAUGGACUCGAUGAGCGCACACAGUAUGGCCUCCAUUCCAGGCGGCAUCAAUGCGGGACUCCCCAGCUCGAUCAACGAACGUAACCGAUCCGCCUCGGAACACAGCCCUUCCGCCUACCGCAACUCUUCCAUCUCUUCGCGCAGCCAGGCAACCGAUGCUACCUCCCCCAUGGAUCCAUCCACCCCGGCCACCUACUCCCGCAGCAGCUUCAGCAUCUCCGGCCAGCUGGAAAACCCACACCCAGCCCUCGAUCGGCAUAUGCCUGGUCUCGAUCCUAACGUUCCUCGUCGCGAAUCAAAUCCCAUCCAUCCGUCCUACUACAACACGGAUCGCUCCCAGUACUACGUCCCUGGGCCUUAUGCUGCCACGCAACCCAUGUCGACAUGGACGACUACGGCGGCGACGCAACCGCAAAUGGCGCAACCUCAAAUCUAA